Molecule: messenger RNA, 765 nt
Organism: Racocetra persica
Lineage: Eukaryota; Fungi; Glomeromycota; Glomeromycetes; Diversisporales; Gigasporaceae
Source: the annotation of a GenBank genome assembly
AUGUCCACCCAACAGUGUUCCAAGAAAAUUACUGUGCGCAAUGUUUCAGAAGCAGCUUCUGAAAAACAAGUUAAGGAUUUUUUCUUGUUCUGUGGAAAGAUUAAAGAAUUUGAACUUAUAAAGGAAGAAAGUAGCAACAAACAAAUUGCCCAUAUUACGUUUGAACGAGAAACUGCUGCAAAAACCGCUAAAAUGUUGACCAACGCUGUUAUUGGUGACUCUCAAAUAACCGUCGAAGGUACUGAUGAUGACUCACAUGAAGAAGAAGAAUUCCCAGAGGGUGAUGGUAUAACUCAAGAAGAUAAGGUUAGAUGUGAUAAAAAGAAUGUUCAGCCAAAAGCACGCGUUUUGGCUGAAAUCAUAGCAGCUGGAUAUAAACUUCAAGAUGCCAUUAUCGAACAGGGCCUCGCAUUUGACGCAAAGUAUGGCAUCAGUGCUCGUUUUAGCAGCUAUUUAAAAUCUAUCCAAGAACAACUUCAAUCAUUGGAUGAAAAAUAUAAUGUCUCCGGAACUGUCGUCAACACAGCUACUCAACUUAACGAAAAAUAUCAGGUACAAGGCAAAGUGGACACGGUUGUAUCGCAGGUUCAAGACACGGCCAAACAAGCCCUAGACACUACUCCAGGAAAACAACUCGCUGGACUUUACUGCUCUGCUUAUAAACAAGUAGCAGAUGUUUACAAUGAUGCCGUAAGAAUUGCUAACGAACAGAAAGCCAAACAAAUUGUUGAAAAUUCUUCACAAGUGAAAGCCGAAAGCCAGUAA